CAGACAGUAACACCCAAAGAACGGUUCGAAGCAGCAUCUAAGCAUGCCGCACUUCUUCGAGCCCUCUACAACCACCCCAAGACCGUAGUCGCCAAAUCCAAACGAGCUCUGGCUGACCGCUCCAAGAUGCCCGCGACGCUGUGGAACGUCCUGGAUUUCGAGGUCUCGACGUUCGAGCAGUACCUCGUUCCGCUACUCCCCCCCAGCGCCACCAAGAACUCCAAAGCUCUGGCAGAUGCAUGGGACUACACGGACCCUAACUUCAAAGAGGACGAGGCUGCACUGGCUGACGAUCUCUACCCCAAGAUGCAGUCUGCGGCCCUGAAGGAGAAAUGGUCGGAUGCGGCAGGACGGACAGUCAUGAUCACCAGCAUCAUCCUGGACAAGCCCCGGCAGAUUUUGUUCGGUGGUCCUUUGGACUUUGGACCUGAGGUCGAGGAGGCUGCGCGAGCGCUUCAG
Molecule: messenger RNA, 459 nt
Organism: Exophiala aquamarina CBS 119918
Lineage: Eukaryota; Fungi; Ascomycota; Eurotiomycetes; Chaetothyriales; Herpotrichiellaceae
Exons: 1
Source: RefSeq, a predicted model, not a curated record